Lates calcarifer (barramundi perch) is the source of this 1944-nucleotide messenger RNA. RefSeq names its product NADH:ubiquinone oxidoreductase complex assembly factor 7 (gene ndufaf7). The transcript has 10 exons. Gene Ontology annotation, biological process: mitochondrial respiratory chain complex I assembly. The coding region runs from base 317 to 1663 and encodes 448 amino acids. The record is from RefSeq and is a predicted model, not a curated record. Gene Ontology annotation, cellular component: mitochondrion. Lineage: Eukaryota; Metazoa; Chordata; Actinopteri; Centropomidae. Gene Ontology annotation, molecular function: protein-arginine omega-N symmetric methyltransferase activity.
UUAACCGGAUGUUAUAUCUUUCAUUUCAUCAUUCCGUUAGCAUUAGCGUUUAGCUCUUAUACAAGGACUUUGUAGCUUUUAUCUAGUUUAAACAAAAGUCGGGAACAAAUUAACUCAUUUUUAUGUGUAUAUUUUCUACCCGAAACUAAACAGUGUUUCAGGUCGCGGAUCUUUGCGUCUUUAGCCGUUAACGCACGUGUAGCUAACGUGGCUAAGGCUAACCGGCUAGCAGCUAAUCCUGUCAGAGGGCAGAAGUUUGUCAGAUAAUGCAGAACAGACAAAUAUAAUCGUUGUAUUUAGGUGAAGAUAGAGGAGAAUGAGGGUUUCACUCGGUGUUAAAACACAGCAGCUGCUCAGCAGAGUCUUCAGUCCAUCAGCAGCAGUGCGAUGGCGAGCAGCUCAGACCAGACCCCUCUGCAGCUCCUCACCUGACGAGGAGCAGCCCAGACCGUCCAUGCUGCGACACCUGACCUCCAAAAUAAAAGCCACAGGUCCAAUUUCUGUGGCCGAGUACAUGAGGGAGGUGCUCACCAACCCUGUGACGGGUUACUACGUGAGGAACAACAUGCUGGGACCAGAGGGAGAUUUCAUCACAUCACCAGAAAUCAGUCAGAUAUUUGGAGAGCUGCUCGGCGUGUGGAUCGUCAGUGAGUGGAUGGGGGCAGGUGGACCCAGACAGCUGCAGGUGGUCGAGCUCGGACCUGGGAAAGGAUCGUUGGCCAGCGACAUCCUCAGAGUGUUCGGUCAGCUGCGCUCAGUGCUGGGUGACGUCUCCGUGUCGCUCCACCUGGUCGAGGUGAGUCCGGCCCUGAGUCGGCUUCAGGCCCAGAAUCUGACCGGGGACGGCAGCAGGGAGGCGGACGCCGAGGACGAGCCGGUUUACCGUCGUGGGGAAACCGCAGCCGGACUCCCGGUGUCCUGGUACCGCCGCUUAGACGACGUCCCCAGAGGUUUCAGCAUCUUUCUCGCUCACGAGUUCUUUGACGCUCUGCCCAUCCACAAAUUCCAGAGGACGGAGAGAGGCUGGAGGGAGGUGUUGGUGGACAUCGACCCGGAGAAGCCGGAGCAGCUGAGGUUUGUCGUGACGCCGGCUCCCACCCUGGCCUCGUCCACACUCGUACAGGUGAAUGAAAAGCGGAAUCACGUGGAGGUGUGUGCGGAGGGCGGGGUCGUCGUCCAGCAGCUGGCCCGGCGGAUCGCAGGAAACGGCGGGGCGGCGCUGAUCGCAGACUACGGCCACGAUGGAACCAAGACGGACACGUUCAGAGGUUUUAAAGGUCACCAGCUCCACGACGUCCUGGCCUCCCCCGGCUCAGCCGACCUCACCGCGGACGUAGACUUCAGCUACCUGCGGAAGAUGGCUGGAAGGGGCGUGGCCUGUCUGGGACCCAUCACUCAGAGGAUGUUCCUGAAGAACAUGGGCAUCGACACACGGAUGCAGGUUCUGCUGAGGAACUGCAGCGACCCGUCCACCAGGAAGCAGCUGAUCAGCAGCUACGACGUGCUCACCAACCCCACCAAGAUGGGCGAGCGCUUCCACUUCUUCAGCCUGCUGCACCACAGCCGCCUCGCCAAACCCAGGAGACCGGAGGGGCUGAAGCUGGAGAAGAAGAGCCCGGCUCCGCUGCCGGUGGCCGGAUUCACCGAGCUUGGCUUCUCCUGAGGCGUCUGGAAACAACCGGAAACUCAUCUGAAGUUUUCUAGUGGAGCCUGGGAGCUGGGACAGACGGUGCAGGAGAUCUGGGAGAUUUCUGAAGCUCCGAACGCUCUGAUUUGAAGGAUCAUGUUCUUAGGACAAUUCUGUUGUUACAGCUGUUUAAAAACGGACAGUCUCUAAAUUAGAGAAGAAAAAUAACGCAAGAUGAUGUGAACUGAAAAUACAGAGAAAUGUAAAAGCAUUUCAUAUAAAAAUGCAAAAAAUAAAAUUUUUGUGAAUUUUUUUGA